This is a messenger RNA of Chlorocebus sabaeus (green monkey), 2067 nucleotides long. Lineage: Eukaryota; Metazoa; Chordata; Mammalia; Primates; Cercopithecidae. The record is from RefSeq and is a predicted model, not a curated record.
AUGGCCCAGGUUCGAGAAACUUCUUUGCCUCCGGCCCUGGAGCCCGCCUGGAUCUCCGGAGGUGGGGGAGGAGCCUGAGAGGAGGCGUGUGUUGAGAAGGGGAAAUGGAGCGGCGGCGGCGGGGCGACGAAGGCGCCUUCGGGACGGGAAGCUGAGGAGAUGAAGCUGAGCCAUUACAGGAGCCUCUGGCCUGUGCCGGAGGAGAAGGACGUGACCAGCAGCGGCGGCGACGCAGGCGUGCCCUUCAAUCCCCUUCGCUGUCACAGCGCCUCACCUCGCUUGCCCGCGCCGCAAGCCCCGCCUCGCCGGCCCCAGCCCCGCCCGCUCCCGCGCAGGCCAGCCUGGGCCUCUGGCCCCACCCCUCCGCCCGGCCCCCUGCCUCUGCUGCCACCCUGCCUCUAUCCGGCACCGCGGCCCAGGGCCUGGCGGAUCUCAAGGCAGACCCUGACCUGGGUCCAGGCCUCAGGACGGAGAAGCUGCUCUGGGACCCUAGACGGGUCGGGAUCCUGGGCGCUUAGGGACUGGUUGCUGGAGGUCGACUUUGGUCAGGGUCCUACAGGCUGCUCCCAUGUGGAGAGCUUUAAAGUAGGUAAGAACUGGCAGAAGAACCUGAGGCUGAUCUACCAGCGUUUCUGGAGUGGGACCCCAGAGACUAGGAAACGUAAAGCAAAGUCAUGCAUCUGUCAUGUAUGUAGUACCCAUAUGAAUAGACUCCACUCUUGUCUCUCCUGUGUCUUUUUUGGCUGCUUCACUGAGAAACAUAUCUACAAACAUGCAGAAACAAAGCAGCACCAUUUAGCUGUAGAUGUUUAUCAUGGGGUCAUAUAUUGCUUAUGUAAGGAUUAUAAAGUAAUAUGACAAAGACAGGAACAGAUUGCCAAAGAAACAAAAGAAAUUUUGAGAUUAACUUCCACCUCAACAGAUGUUUCUCAUCAACAGUUUAUGAGCAUCAGGAAUGAAGACAAGCAAUCAACCUGUGAGACAAAGGAACAGGAGCCAAAAAUUGGUGAAACCCAAGAAAAAGAGAAGAAAAAGUCAGUCUAUACUGUAGGCCUGAGAGGGCUGAAUCAUCUGGGGAACAGAGCGGCGAAUUGUAUUGUCCAGGCACUUACCUAUUCCUCACUGGAAAGAUUUCUUCCUCUCUGACAAGCUAAUAAAUGUAUAUAAAUGACAAGCCCCAGCUUGUGUCUGGUCUAAAUGUCUUCGCUUUUCAUGCUAUACUCUGGGAGCCGAACUCCCUACAUUCCCUAUGUUACUGCAUCUGAUGCGGAUCCGCGAGAACAUUUAGCAGGGUACAGCAGCAGGAUGCCCAUGAGUUCCUUUAUUGCAAUAUUAGAUGUGCUGUAUAGACACAGCAAAGAUGAUAGUGGUGCAGAGGCCAAUAACCCCAACCGCUGUAACUGCACUCAGACCAAAUCUACAGGUGGCCUGUAAUCGAUGUCACAUGUCAAGCCUGCCAGUGUUUCCACCACCAUAGACCCAUGCUGGGACAUCAGUUUGGACUUGCCUGGCUCUUUGUGCCAUCUGGAUUCCCAGAACCCAGAGAGGGGGAUGGCACAGGAGCAGGAUGACCACAUACCAGGAAUCCCCCUCACCACAGACUGCCUACAGUGGUUUAUAAGGCCAGAGCACCUAGAAGCAGUGCCAAAAUCAAAUGCAGAGCACAGCUACCAGGAGUUCACUAAACAGCCAAGCAAUAAAAAAUUACCCAUUGUGGCUUGUUUUCAUCUCAAGUGGCUUGAGCAUGAAAACAGAGGCGAAAGAUUAAUAAUUUUUAUCUCCUUUCCCUUGAGCUGACAUGACUCGUUGGCCUCCACUAAAGAGAGCAGAAUGAAAAGAAGGCCAGCCACCAGCAAAGAUUGUGUGCCCAAUGAGAAUAAGUAUUCCUUGUUAGUGAUUAAUCACCAUGGAACUUUUAAAGUGGGCUACUAUACCAGCUUUAUCCGCAACAAAAGGACUAGGUUCAGCUGUGAUGAUGCCAUCAUCACCAAGGCUAACCAUUGAGGACUUUACUUUAAUAGUGAAGGGCAUUUACUCUAUCACAAACAGGGUCUAGAGAAAGACUAG